Gastrolobium bilobum is the source of this 760-nucleotide messenger RNA. RefSeq names its product NADPH:quinone oxidoreductase-like. Gene Ontology annotation, cellular component: cytosol. The coding region runs from base 41 to 628 and encodes 195 amino acids. NCBI's taxonomy places the organism in Eukaryota, Viridiplantae, Streptophyta, Magnoliopsida, Fabales, Fabaceae. The record is from RefSeq and is a predicted model, not a curated record. Gene Ontology annotation, molecular function: oxidoreductase activity; FMN binding. The transcript has 3 exons.
UAUUACCAUUCACAAACAAACACACAGAGAAACAAGAGAAAUGGCAGCAAUGGCAUCGCCGGUGAUUAAAGUGGCAGCACUUUCUGGUUCCCUUCGAAAAGGCUCUUACAACACAAGCCUCAUCCGUUCUGCUAUUGAGCUAAGUAAAGGAGCUAUUGAAGGCAUUCAAAUUGAACACGUUCAGAUUUCGACUCUACCGUUGUUAAACACUGAUCUUGAGAAGAACGGGACUUACCCACCUGAAAUUGAAGCCUUUCGCCAAAAGAUUCUUGGUGCUGAUAGCAUUCUCUUUGCUUCCCCUGAAUAUAAUUAUUCUGUCGCAGCUCCACUAAAGAAUGCAAUUGACUGGGCGUCUAGAGCACCAAAUGUUUGGGCUGGUAAACCUGCUGCUAUAUUAAGUGCUGGAGGAGGCUUUGGUGGUGGAAGAUCACAAUAUCAUCUCCGCCAAAUUGGAGUUUUCCUUGAUCUUCAUUUCAUCAACAAACCUGAGUUCUUCCUAAAUGCAUUCCAGCCUCCUUCAAAGUUUAACAGUGAUGGUGACUUGAUUGAUGAAGAAACCAAGAAUAGGUUGAAGGAAGUUCUUCUGUCCUUGAAGACAUUUACCUUGCAGCUUCAAGGAAAAAAUUGAAACAACUUUGAUUCCCAUUAAUUGUUGAAAUAAGCUUUGGAUUUCAGUCCCUUCCUUUUACAAAUAUUGUUGUGUGAUCUGGACUUCCAUGACAGCAUGACAACUGUGAUAUGCAGUUGCAAAACGUUUUUG